Molecule: messenger RNA, 936 nt
Organism: Lytechinus pictus (painted urchin)
Lineage: Eukaryota; Metazoa; Echinodermata; Echinoidea; Temnopleuroida; Toxopneustidae
Exons: 1
Coding region: 1-936 (311 amino acids)
Biological process (GO): DNA integration
Molecular function (GO): nucleic acid binding
Source: RefSeq, a predicted model, not a curated record
AUGGUUUGUUAUUACUCCAACUUCUUUGAGAUGGAAAAGCUACAGAGGACAACUGCCCCUGCAGUCAUCAAGAGACUCAAACAUCAUUUUGGGAGAUAUGGAGUGCCUGACAUCAUUGUAUCUGACAAUGGUCCUCUUUUCUCUUCAAGAGACUUUGCUGAACUUGCCAAGGAGCUUGGAGUUGAGCACAAUACCAUCUCUCCAUACAACAGCAAAGCUAAUGGCAAAGCAGAGUCUGCUGUCAAGACUGCAAAAAGACUACUUACAAGAUGCAAGGAUACUGGAGAUGAUGUUGAUCUAGCCUUACUCAACAUUCGCUACACCCCUACACAAGAUAUCCAGAGAAGUCCAGCCCAGAGAUUCAUGGGUGGUCGGACUCGUACUCUCCUCCCCACUUCGACUCGGUUGCUAGCACCUGAUCGCAACCCACAGACUGAUCUUGAGAGACCGAAAGAAAGCCAGAAAUGUCAAGCAAAGUAUUUUAACAGAGAUACAAGAAAGUUGAAAGAUCUCUUUCCAGGAGCAGUCGCACGAGUCAAGCCAUUCGACAAUGACAAGAAGUGGAAGAAAGCAGUUAUCCUUAAAAAACUGGAUGACCGUUCCUAUGAAGUUCGCUGUGAGGGCCAGGUUCUCAGAAGGAACAGAGAACACCUCAGAGCCAUAUCUGAACCACAAGAUGUAAAUGACGCUGGUCCUGCUCUGUUCAACUGGAGACUUUCUUAUGGUAAUUCUCAACCUGAUGUACCAACUACUGAGCGCCAUACUUCCCAUACUAGGACCAAGAUGUCCCAGACUGCGGAUAUUAACAGUCCGGAGAAGUCGCGUGAUGCAAACUUGAAUACCUCAGAAACAGAACCAACCAACCCAGCUUCCCUGAGACGAUCUAGACGUCAGCGAUGCGAACCGCUUAAGAUGAGGGAUUUUGUUACAUUUUGA